UUUCAGCUGCACUGCUGAAAAGAACAGACCACUAUAUGUUGAUGGUGCGGAGCGAAGGUGUGUUCGAUUCUACCGGUCCUAAGUAAUCCUACUUUGUACUAUCAUAAGGACAUUUGCAGCUAAUUCAAAAUGAUUAACACGUUCCGCUUGGUAUUUCGGCAGAGAUUUCCUCAUCUUCGUCAGUUUCACAAAUGUGUACUUCAGCAAACAGAAGCAAGCGCAGUGGCAACGAGUUCAGUGCAAACAGCACCACUGUCAAAUGUCGACAACUUGGUUAAUCCGAAAAUUGAUAAAAUAGCUAAUGACAUCACUGCUCUCAAUUUAAUAGAAGUAGCAGAACUCAGUGAUCUGUUAAAGAAGCGAUUAAAUCUUCCAGAUGCACCUGUUAUGCCCAUGGGAGGAUUUGCAGCUAUGCCAGUAGUUGAGGAAUCGGAAGAAGAAAUGCCAAAAAAGGUACAAACUUCGUUUACUGUCAAAUUACUAGCGUUUGAUGAUAAACAGAAGAUAGCCUUGAUCAAAGAAGUGAAGAAUCUGUUGCCAGAUACAAAUCUUGUCCAGGCUAAAAAGUUUGUUGAAAGUGCUCCUACAAUAGUGCAAGCUGAUCUGGCAAAAGAAGAAGCAGAGAAAUUAAGAGAUGCUCUUGUAAAGGUUGGUGCCACAAUUGAAAUUGUAUAAUUUGUACUUGCAAAUAUAUAUAUAUAUAUAUAUA
Molecule: messenger RNA, 709 nt
Organism: Odontomachus brunneus
Lineage: Eukaryota; Metazoa; Arthropoda; Insecta; Hymenoptera; Formicidae
Gene: mRpL12
Product: 39S ribosomal protein L12, mitochondrial
Exons: 4
Coding region: 130-675 (181 amino acids)
Biological process (GO): translation; mitochondrial transcription
Cellular component (GO): ribosome; mitochondrial large ribosomal subunit
Molecular function (GO): structural constituent of ribosome
Source: RefSeq, a predicted model, not a curated record